This is a messenger RNA of Eriocheir sinensis (Chinese mitten crab), 1319 nucleotides long. Its product is annotated as putative per-hexamer repeat protein 5. Lineage: Eukaryota; Metazoa; Arthropoda; Malacostraca; Decapoda; Varunidae. The transcript is spliced from 2 exons. The record is from RefSeq and is a predicted model, not a curated record. The coding region runs from base 34 to 1287 and encodes 417 amino acids.
UUCUGAUAUUUUUUUAUUCACGGAUAUAAAACAAUGGGUCACAAAGUAUCCCGAGAGAAAGUGAACGUGGUAGUUAGCCUGCGGGAAAGCCUGUGCAGGCUGGACACCCUCAAGGUGUCUUACAGGGGCCGGGGAUGCCUCAAGAGGCGACGGGAGAUCGCCUGCUUUACCUUCCCCGUGACCGGCUGGUGGUGCGCCGAGGGGAUAGCGGCGUGUGAGGCCGAGGGCGGCCUGCGCGUGCCCUUGGCCGCGCUCAAGCAAAAGGACGGCAAUAGGACCGUCCAGCUGCGAUGCAGCUCCGGCAGGAAGACCCUGCUGAAGGGAUCGAUGAGUCUGGAAAGGUUCCUCGAUAACGUCGAGUUCCUGCACUUUUCGUUAUUCUGUGACAGCCAAGACCCAAGCGUGGCGUACACCAGCAUGAGGUGCAACGGGCGCCGCUGCGAUGAGGCUGCGCGGCCCCCAGUGUAUCACCAGGAAAAGGGCGUGAAAGAGGCCAGUAGCCCCGCCCAAGCCUCAACUACCCAGGCAGGUGAUGGAAGCGCCAUCACCCAAGACUCAACUACUCAGGCAGGUAAUGGAAGCGCCAUCACCAAAGUCUCCACUACUGAGACAGGUGAUGAAAGCGCCAUCACCCAAGCCUCAACUACUCAGGCAGCUGAUGCUGGAGUCAUCACCAAAGUCUCCACUACUGAGACAGGUGAUGGAAGCGUCAUCAUCACCAAAGUCUCCACUACUGAGACAGGUGAUGGAAGCGCCAUCACCAAAGUCUCCACUACUGAGACAGGUGAUGGAAGCGCCAUCACCAAAGUCUCCACUACUGAGACAGGUGAUGGAAGCGCCAUCACCAAAGUCUCCACUACUGAGACAGGUGAUGGAAGCGUCAUCACCAAAGUCUCCACUACCCAGGCAGGUGAUGGAAGCAUCAUCACCAAAGUCUCCACUACUGAGACAGGUGAUGGAGGCGCCAUCACCAAAGUCUCCACUACCCAGGCAGGUGAUGCUGGAGUCAUCACCAAAGCCUCAACGAACUGUGAGACCAAUGUUGUGAGUCCACCCCGCGGCACGACCAAGAACUCCACCAGCAAGACUCUCCGCCGCCGGAAGACCAAGAAGCCCAAAUGUCGCCCCCGAGGUACAGACACCGUGACUCCCGAGGGACACAGCGCGCCUUACACAUGGACGGACGCAUUUAUGGACGGCACGGCGAUCUGUAGCGUGGUCCUGUCCUGCGUCCUGUUGUACUGGACUGACUGGGGACGCGCCGCCACGCCCACCUGGAGGCCCUGAUGAGAACGGACCAUUAUCUCUUAUCUCUUUCU